Zasmidium cellare ATCC 36951 is the source of this 636-nucleotide messenger RNA. RefSeq lists its product as uncharacterized. Gene Ontology annotation, biological process: signal transduction. Gene Ontology annotation, molecular function: GTP binding; GTPase activity; GDP binding. The transcript has 4 exons. NCBI's taxonomy places the organism in Eukaryota, Fungi, Ascomycota, Dothideomycetes, Mycosphaerellales, Mycosphaerellaceae. Gene Ontology annotation, cellular component: plasma membrane. The record is from RefSeq and is a predicted model, not a curated record. The coding region runs from base 1 to 636 and encodes 211 amino acids.
AUGGCUUCCAAAUUCCUCCGGGAAUACAAGCUCGUCGUCGUCGGAGGUGGUGGCGUGGGAAAGAGUUGCUUGACUAUCCAGCUCAUCCAGUCCCACUUCGUCGACGAAUAUGAUCCGACCAUUGAAGACUCCUACCGCAAGCAGUGCGUCAUCGACGAUGAGGUCGCACUCCUAGACGUUCUCGAUACCGCCGGCCAAGAAGAGUACUCCGCCAUGCGCGAGCAAUACAUGCGAACCGGUGAAGGCUUCCUGCUCGUCUACAGCAUCACGUCGCGGCAAAGCUUCGAAGAGAUUGUCACAUUCCAACAGCAAAUACUGCGGGUCAAGGACAAGGACUACUUUCCCAUAAUCGUCGUGGGUAACAAGUGCGAUUUGGAGUCGGAGCGACAAGUGAGCACAGAAGAGGGCAAGCAACUCGCGCGAUCGUUCGGCUGCAAGUUCAUCGAGACGUCCGCCAAGUCACGCAUCAACGUCGACAACGCCUUCUACGACAUCGUUCGUGAGAUUCGGAAAUACAACAAGGACAUGUCAGGAUACCCAGGAGGUGGUGGCAGUGGCGGCAAGCCAAAAGAUGAGAUGGGCUUCCAAGAUCAGGAGCAAGAGGCUGGCUGCUGCGGUAAGUGCGUGGUGAUGUAA